Molecule: messenger RNA, 1383 nt
Organism: Pyrus x bretschneideri (Chinese white pear)
Lineage: Eukaryota; Viridiplantae; Streptophyta; Magnoliopsida; Rosales; Rosaceae
Exons: 4
Coding region: 1-1383 (460 amino acids)
Molecular function (GO): nucleic acid binding
Source: RefSeq, a predicted model, not a curated record
AUGGCUCGAUUUGGAGGGGGAGAACUCAGAGCACCAGUUUUCAAUGACGAGAAUUUUGAUUUCUGGCAAAUCAAAAUGAAGACCAUUUUCCGUUCACAAGAACUGUGGAAUUUGGUUGAAAAUGGCUAUGAAACUCCGAUGAAGAAGGAAGAGGAGCUCACGGAGGUGGAGAAAAGGCUAAUGCGAGAUAAUGUAGUCAAGGAUGCUAGAGCACUUGGAAUCAUCCAAUGUGCUGUUUUAAAUCAAAUUUUUCCAAAGAUCGCAACUCAGAAAAGUGAAAAGGCAACGUGGGACAUUCUGAGACAAGAAUUCAUUGGUGAUAAGUUUAAUGGUCAAGCUAACAAUGGCAAAUACCAAAAGAACUCUAAGUCAAAAAGGAAACAGUGGAGUAACAAGGCUGGUGUUCCUGUGAAAAAUGAGGUAAAUAACAUUGGAGACAAGUGUAAAUUCUAUGAUAGACUGCACUAUGGUGAAUGUUGGGUCAAGAACAAGGUCAAGUGUCACAAGUGCAAUAAAAUUGAACACAUUGCAAGGUACUGCAAUACAAACAGGGAUGUGCAACAAGUAAAUUUUGCUCAUCGGGUGGAAGAAACAGGUAAUUUGUUUUAUGCUAAACACUUUGGUAAAGUGAAGAAGAUAAGUGAUGUGUGGUACAUAGACAGUGGAUGCAGUAAUCAUAUGACAUCCAGAGAAGACUUGCUUGUAGAUAUUGACAGAAAUGUGAAAGCCAAAGUCCAAGUAAGCAGUGGAGUUUUGGUUGAAGUGGCAGGAAAUUGGACACUGGUUAUUGAGACAAUGAAGGGUAAGAGAUACAUAAAGGAAAUGACGCUUGUACCUGGUCUUGUAGAGAAUUUACUUAGUGUAGGCCAGAUGAUAGAGCAUGGUUACUUUUUUCUGUUUGGAGACUACAUAAUGGAUGCGUUUGAUGACAGGUUUCUAAGUAACUUGGUGGUUCCAACUGUAAGUGGAAACAGAUAUUUCCUCACAUUCAUUGAUGACAACUCGAGAAUGUGUUGGAUCUACUUGAUGAGGAAUAAGUCAGAGGUGACUGUGUCAAGAGAUGUAGUAUUUAAUGAAAAUGAGAAGUGUAACUGGGAAGAAAACAAAGUGAAAGAAGUCUGUGUUCCUCUAAUCUCACCUGAGUUUAGAGAAACUAAUGAAGAUGAAUCUGGAAGUUCUUUCAGGUCAAAAUCUCCCACUUCUAGUGAAAGAUCAAGUAUUCAGAGUACAAGGGUGCUUGUUGAUACAAAAGCUUUCAAUUCAACCCCUUUGAAAUGGAGAAUUCUAAGUGAAGUAUAUGGGCACUAUAACCUGUGUAUUAUUGAACUUGAGUGUUUUGAUGAUGCUGCACAAGAUGAAGCUUGGAAAGUUGCAAUGCAAUAG